This is a messenger RNA of Vidua macroura (Pin-tailed whydah), 1389 nucleotides long. RefSeq names its product titin-like. Gene Ontology annotation, biological process: immune response; immunoglobulin production. Lineage: Eukaryota; Metazoa; Chordata; Aves; Passeriformes; Viduidae. The record is from RefSeq and is a predicted model, not a curated record.
AUGGGCUUGGCUGGGGUGCUGCAGGUGCACAGCCCUGUGCAGAAGUCCCUGCAUGGGAAGGGAGUGGCUGGAAGAGCUGAGCUGCCUCAGGGGAUGCGCAGAGGCUGGUGGGAUCACACUGGAGCCUGGGCAGCUCCUCUCCUCGCAGUGCUCACCACAGCUCAGGUGCCAUGGCCAGACUUGCUGAGCCAGGAUGUGGCCUUUGGGCACAGGGACCCCAUCUUGCUGCCCAGGCAGGCCUGUGCUCCUGGGACACUGACUGACCCCUGUCUUCUCCCCUCUCUUCUCUUCCUCUCCAGGUUCCCAGGUCCAGGCAGCGCUGACUCAGCAGCCAUCCUGAGUGUCAGACAAGUGAAGGAGACCAGAAACACCGUCAGGAUCACCUGCUCUGGGCUUAGCAGCAGCUAUGCUUAUGCUGGCUGGUUCCAGCAGAAGGUCCCUGGCAGUGCCCCUGUCACUGUGAUCUAUGCUAAUGACAAGAGACCCUCGGACAUCCCUUCGCGAUUCUCCGGAUCCUUAUCCGGCUCCACGGGCACGUUAACCAUCACUGGGGUCCAAGCCGAGGACGAGGCUGUCUAUUUCUGUGGUGGCUAUGACAGCAGCAGUGGCAGCUAUGGUGUAUGGAAGGUCUGUGCUCCUGGGAGACUGGCUGAUCCUCCUCUACCCUCUCCCUCUCCACAUUCCCUGGUCCAGGCAGCACGUGAAUCAUCCUCAGUGUCAGCCAACAUGGGAGACACCGCCCGGAUUAACACCUGUGGUGGCAGUGGCAACUAUGCCUGGUAUCAGCGACAAUAUGGCUGGUACCAGCAGAAGGUCCCUGGCAGUGCCCCUGUCACUGUGAUCUACAGCAGCAACAGCAGACCCUCGGGCAUCCCUUCGCGAUUCUCCGGUUCUGCCUCCGGCAACACGGCCACGUUAACCAUCACUGGGGUCCAAGCCGAGGACGAGGCUGUCUAUUUCUGUGGUAGUGCUGACAGCAGCAGUGAUGCUGCACACGGCAGCUAUGGCUGGUACCAGCAGAAGGUCCCUGGCAGUGGCCCUGUCACUGUGAUCUACCAGAAUGACAAGAGACCCUCGGACAUCCCUUCGCGAUUCUCCGGAUCCAAGUCCGGCUCCACGGGCACGUUAACCAUCACUGGGGUCCAAGCCGAGGAUGAGGCUGUCUAUUUCUGUGGUUCCCUGGUCCAGGCAGCACUGAGUCAGCCAUCCUCACUGUCAGCCAAGGUGGGAGACCCCAUCAGGAUCACCUGCUCUGGGGUUAGCAACAUCUUUGGCUUUGGCUGGUUCCAACAGAAGGUUCCUGGCAGUGGCCCUAUCCCUGUGAUCUAUAACGACAACAAGAGACCCUCGGGCAUUCUAGAUCCACAUCCAGCUCCACAAACACCUUAA